This is a messenger RNA of Trifolium pratense (red clover), 3264 nucleotides long. Its product is annotated as probable linoleate 9S-lipoxygenase 5. The transcript has 9 exons. Lineage: Eukaryota; Viridiplantae; Streptophyta; Magnoliopsida; Fabales; Fabaceae. Gene Ontology annotation, biological process: lipid oxidation. Bases 451 to 3048 code for a protein of 865 amino acids. Gene Ontology annotation, molecular function: protein binding; oxidoreductase activity, acting on single donors with incorporation of molecular oxygen, incorporation of two atoms of oxygen; metal ion binding. The record is from RefSeq and is a predicted model, not a curated record.
AAAUUUAUUUCAAUAUAAAUUACAAUAUGACAUUGAUUUUUGUCUAAUACCCAACUAAAUUCUAAGAUAUCAGAGACUAAUUCUCUCGAGGUAACUGAGAUUCAUUUAAAGGGUUGGUCUCUCCCAACUAAUGCUUCUCCAUACACACCGGCCGAGAACGAACUCAAGACCAAAUAAUUAAAUGACUCAAAUAUCUAUCAUUUGUGUCACACUGUAUUGGUUCACUUUAAUUAAUUUUAUCAUGCUUGAUUUCUAUUUGAUGGCAAUAUAUAAUUAGCUCACAAAUCAUAUCCACUAAACACUUCCAAAAUAUAUUCUUUUUGUCUAUAAAAGGAAGACCACUUGUCUUUCCACAUCAUUCACAACAUUCUACACAUAAAAGCAUUCUGUGAAAAAAGAGAUACGGUUCUAGUAAAAUCUUUGCUUAUUUGUUACUCAAUAGUUCCAAACAUGGCCAAUUGUUUCUUGCAAACAAUGUUUCAAAAUUGUUUCACCCCAGGAAAGGAAAGCAACCGCCAAGUUAUAGGGACGGUUGUGUUGAUGAAGAAGAGUGUGUUGGAUUUCAACAACUUCACUGCCUCAAUGCUUGAUGGUUUUCAUGAGCUCGUUGGUAAAGGAGUUUCUCUUCAACUCAUUAGUGCUGUUAACACUGACCAAGAGAAUGGAUUGAAGGGGAAACUUGGGAAGCCUGCUAAUUUAGAUUGGAUUACCAAAUCCACAUCCACACCUCUACAAACAGGAGAAUCAGCAUUCAUGGUUACAUUUGAUUGGGAUGAAGAUAUAGGAACACCGGGAGCAUUUUUAAUAAGGAAUAAUCAUGACAAUGAGUUCUACCUCAAAAGCUUGACACUUAAUGGUGUUCCUGGUCAAGAUGUUAUCCACUUUGUCUGCAACUCUUGGAUUUACCCUGCUAAAAAAUAUGAAAAUGUUCGCAUUUUCUUCUCCAACAAGACAUAUCUUCCAAGUGAAACACCAAUGCCACUACUUAAGUAUAGAGAAGAAGAAUUGGAGACUUUAAGAGGUGAAGGAAAAGGCCAGCUUGAAAAGUGGGAUAGGGUUUAUGAUUAUGCAUUCUACAAUGAUUUGGCAAAUCCUGAUAAGGGUCCCGAACAUGCGCGUCCUAUUCUUGGAGGUUCUACCAAAUACCCUUACCCUCGUAGAGGAAGAACCGGCAGACAACCUGCAAAAUCAGAUCCUAAUUAUGAGAGUAGACUGGAUCUUGAGAUGAGCUUAAAGAUCUAUGUUCCGAGGGAUGAAAGAUUUGGCCACCUUAAAAUGUCGGAUUUUCUUGCUUAUGCGCUGAAAUCCAUAGUUCAAGUUCUCAAGCCUGAACUAGAAUCUCUAUUCGAUAGCACCCCCAAUGAGUUUGAUAGCUUUGAAGAUGUCAUCAAACUCUAUGAGAGUGGAAUUGAUGUGCCUGAGGGUUUACUUAAGGAAGUUAGGGAAAACAUCCAUGGGGAGAUGCUUAAGGAAAUCUUGCGAACUGAUGGGGAAAAGCUCCUCAAAUUUCCCAUGCCUCAAGUGAUUGCAGCUGAUAAAUCUGCAUGGAGAACGGACGAAGAAUUUGCUAGGGAGAUGUUGGCCGGUGUAAACCCCGUCAUGAUCUCUAGUCUUCAAGAGUUUCCACUACAAAGCAGGUUGGAUAAAAAAGUCUAUGGUGAUCAAACAAGUAAAAUAGCCAAAGAACAUAUUGAAAUCAAUCUGGAUGGGCUCACUAUGGAAGAUGCAAUAAGAGAAAGGAAGUUGUUCGUAUUAGAUUACCAUGACACGAUGAUGCCAUACUUAAGAAGGAUAAACUCCACGUCGACAAAGAUAUAUGCUAGCAGGACUAUUCUGUUCUUGCAAAAGAAUGGGACUUUAAAGCCACUAGCCAUUGAGUUGAGUUUGCCACAUUCUGAAGGAGAUCAAUAUGGUGCCAUUAGUAAGGUUUACUUGCCUGCGGAGAACGGUGUUGAAAAUUCUAUUUGGCAAUUAGCCAAAGCUUAUGUUGCAGUAGUUGACUCAGGCUAUCAUCAACUUAUCAGCCACUGGUUGCAUACUCAUGCCGUCGUUGAGCCAUUUAUCAUAGCUUCAAACAGACGACUUAGUGUACUUCACCCUAUUCAUAAGUUAUUGCAUCCUCACUUUCGUGACACCAUGAAUAUAAAUGGACUUGCGAGGCAGAUCCUCAUCAAUGCAGGUGGUGCUCUAGAGUCAACUGUUUUUCCAUCGAAGUAUUCUAUGGAGUUUUCAUCCUUUCUUUAUAAGGAUUGGACUUUCCCCGAGCAAUCACUGCCUGUCGAUCUUGUUAAGAGGGGAAUGGCUGUUAAGGACUCAACUUUCCCACACGGUCUUCGAUUGUUAAUCGAGGAUUACCCAUAUGCAGUUGACGGACUAGAGAUUUGGUUUGCCAUCAAGACAUGGGUUGAGGACUACUGCUCCAUCUACUACAAAGAUGAUGACUCAAUUAAGAAAGACUCGGAACUCCAUUCAUGGUGGAAGGAAAUAAUGGAAAACGGUCACGGCGACAAAAAAGAUGAGACUUGGUGGCCAAAGAUGCAUACUCUUGAAGAGCUGGUUGAAAGUUGCACUAUUAUUAUAUGGAUUGCUUCGGCUCUCCAUGCUGCUGUCAACUUUGGACAGUAUCCAUAUGGAGGCUAUCCACCAAGCCGCCCUUCUAUGAGUCGACGACUCAUGCCUGAAAAAGGAACUCAAGAAUACAAUGAACUUGCGGAAAAUCCUGACACGGCUUUUUUGAAAACAAUUACUUCACAAUUUCAAGCUGUUCUUGGCCUUUCACUUGUGGAAAUCUUGUCUAGACAUUCUAGUGAUGAGGUCUACCUUGGACAGAGAGACACCCAACAUUGGACUUCUGAUAUAAAGGCAUUGGAGGCUUUUGAGAAGUUUGGCAAUAAACUUGCUGAAAUUGAGAAUAGGAUUGUGAUGAGGAACAAUGAUGAGAAACUAAGAAACAGGUUUGGUCCAGUGAAGGUGCCAUACACUUUGCUUAAACCUACUAGUGAAGGUGGACUAACCGGCAUGGGGAUUCCUAAUAGCAUCUCAAUUUAAUAUGGUUGAGGGUGACUUUAGUUAUUUUAUUUAUUAAAAAAUAAUAGUAGUGAAGAAACUUGGUAAUUUUGAGUCUUUAUUUAUAUUUGUUUUAGAAUAGGCAAACAAGAGUAUUUUUAGUUUUUAUCUGGUCUCUUCAUUAUGGUGGUGCAACUUGCUGUAGAGUGCCAUAUAAUUUGCUUUAUCUAUGAAUAUUUGAAUUGUUAUUUUGGUUAA